AUAUAAAGCAGCAAUCACAAAACCCAGUCAGACCCAAAAUAAUAUGACAUACACUGAGCAUCACAUAGCUUGAAGCACGAAACCCCAAAAACAUUCUCUCCCAAAGCCACUGAUCGAUCCCCAAAAACAACGAGAUGUUAGAGUUAGACCAAGUUGAAUAUUCUCCCUCACUGGAUGAAGCCGAAGCUUUUAGCUAUAUGAGCGACCCGAUAGGUGCAGGCAGUGGUUCGAAGAAGCAGAACAGCAAGAACAACAAGAAGAGGUUCAGUGAUGAGCAAAUUCGAUCGUUGGAGUCGAUUUUUGAGUCUGAGUCCAGGUUGGAGCCAAGGAAGAAGCUGCAGCUAGCAAAAGAACUGGGGUUGCAACCGAGGCAGGUUGCGAUAUGGUUUCAGAAUAAGAGAGCUCGAUGGAAGUCGAAGCAGCUUGAAAGAGAUUAUAGUAUACUCAGAUCCAACUACAAUAAUUUGGCUUCCAAGUUUGAAGCCCUCAAGAAGGAAAAGCAGGCCUUGGUUACUAAGUUGCAGAAGCUGAAUGAUAUGAUACGAAGGCCAAAAGAGGAAAGGAAUAAUAUAAUUGAUGGCGAUUCGGACAAUGGAGAUGAUGCUACUAGGUCGGAAUCUGAGGGGAAGCCUAAUUACCGGAUGUCAUUGGAAAAAUCUGAACAUGGACUUGGAGUCAUGUCAGAUGAUGAUAGCAGCAUAAAGGCCGAGUACUUUGGACUUGAGGAGGAACCAAACCUUGUGAACUUUGUGGAAUCUGCAGAUGGGUCCUUAACAUCUCCGGAAGAUUGGGGUAGAUUAAACUCCGACGGUGGUCUCUUUGACCAAUCGACUAGUGACUAUCAGUGGUGGGAUUUUUGGUCUUGAGAGAUGAAAAAAGGUAAAAAUAACAAUGUUCUUGAUGCCACUUGUGGCAUGGAUAGUACUAUUCUAUGGCGUAUAGCUGCUCUCUGUCAACUGGUUGUAUACAAGUCCUAUGUAUGUGUGUCUUUCGUUACAGUGAGAGAGCAUAUAGGCUGUAUACAAACAGUGACGAUGAACACAAUCAUGCAUGUGUCAUAGAGGAUGCACCUAUGAGAUUAAGCCAACAAGUAGAAUGGGGAUCGGAGGCAGAGAGCUAAAAGCUUUCAAAGGUCUGGCAUGGCAGACCUUCGGCAAAGAGAUAUUUUUUUUUAUAACCGCUGCCGAAAUACUCUUCCGGUCACAUGUAAGAAUAGAUGCGAUGGCCGGGAUUAAUGUGAUAAAAGGAUAAAAGGUUCGGGUACAACGGAUGUUUGUAAAAUUAGUUCUCCUAGCCUUGCCAUAAGAUUAUGCACAAAUUGAUUGAUAUGUACACUAGCUGGCAUAAAGUUUGUAGUUGAUAUAUGCGUAUGUACAAUAACCCAAGAACCCUGAUCUAGCAUAUAACAUGAGUCCAGGCGUCGUA
This is a messenger RNA of Argentina anserina (silverweed cinquefoil), 1425 nucleotides long. Its product is annotated as homeobox-leucine zipper protein ATHB-12-like. NCBI's taxonomy places the organism in Eukaryota, Viridiplantae, Streptophyta, Magnoliopsida, Rosales, Rosaceae. The coding region runs from base 135 to 866 and encodes 243 amino acids. The transcript is spliced from 2 exons. Gene Ontology annotation, molecular function: DNA-binding transcription factor activity, RNA polymerase II-specific; sequence-specific DNA binding. Gene Ontology annotation, cellular component: nucleus. Gene Ontology annotation, biological process: positive regulation of DNA-templated transcription. The record is from RefSeq and is a predicted model, not a curated record.